GGGAUUUAAGUUGAUGCAUUGCAAUGCAGAUACAUUACGAAAAACAAAAAUUCUUCGAAUUACCCGAAAAAAGAGAAGAACUUUUGGAUUUUUUCACCAAAAUUUUGUUCAACUCAUUCAAGUAUUCAACCCUGAAAGCAACAAUCUAAAUGAAUAAAUUGACAGUCUAUUCAGGGUUGGCUUUAGAAUCAUUCCUUCGUCAGCAGAUAAAAAAUCGAUUUCUUGUGCUACCUUAAAAUAAUAACAUUGUGUGCAAAAGUUAAAAACUGUUCCUUCCAACAAAAAAGUAACAACUGUGAGAUUUAAGAACCAGACUGCAGAAAUUAUCGAUAGCUUUCAUAUACACAUAUAGAUUGAGAAUACCUAAACUUUACCAACACUCCCCGAGAAACAAUGGACGCAUCAGCACCAGCAAAGGCAGCUGCCGCUGCAAAACGUUUACAAAUCGAAAGAGCGCAAAAUUUCAUGCGUCAAUACAGGGAUCCAGAAUCGCGUGAAUUAAAAAAGCUUUCUGCCAACCAAUUUAUGGACGUUUGGAGUCACUAUGAUAAAGACGGAAAUGGUUACAUCGAAGGAACCGAAUUGGACGGAUUCUUGAAGGAAUUUGUGUCAAGUGCAAAUGCAACUGAUGUUAAUCCUGAAGCUGUAACCGAUACAAUGUUGGCUGAAUUAAAAUCGUGCUUUAUGGAAGCUUACGAUGAUAAUCAGGAUGGCAAAAUAGACAUCAGAGAGCUUGCCCAACUACUUCCAAUGGAAGAGAAUUUUCUUUUGCUGUUCCGAUUCGAUAAUCCAUUGGAAUCAAGUGUGGAGUUUAUGAAGAUAUGGCGUGAAUAUGAUACAGAUAAUAGUGGAUACAUCGAAGCUGAUGAGCUCAAAAAUUUUCUUCGUGAUUUACUCAAAGAGGCCAAGAAAAUUAAUGACGUUUCAGAGGACAAAUUAAUUGAAUACACUGAUACAAUGCUGCGAGUAUUUGAUGCUAAUAAAGAUGGACGUCUUCAACUUUCUGAGAUGGCGAAACUGCUUCCUGUCAAAGAAAAUUUCCUUUGUCGUCAGGUUUUCAAGGAAGGCAUCGAAGGUGCUGCAAAGUUGACAAAGGAGGAUAUUGAAAAAGUUUUUUCGCUGUACGACAGAGAUAACAAUGGAACAAUCGAAAACGAAGAGCUUCGAGGUUUUCUAAAGGAUCUACUUGAGUUAGUUAAAAAGGACGAUUACGAUGCUCAGGAUUUAAGUCAAUUUGAAGAGACAAUCCUCAGGGGUGUUGGAUACGAUAAAGAUGGCAAAAUUUCCCGCAAAGAACUGACUAUGAUUCUUUUGACAUUGGCAAAGAUGCCACCAGAGGAUGAUCAAUAAAUUGUUUCAAUAUUUCAAUGUUCCCACUCUGAAUAGUAUUUGAUAAGAUAAAAAGAAGAUGCAAACUAAAAGAA
Eupeodes corollae is the source of this 1424-nucleotide messenger RNA. It is a transcript of the gene Cbp53E, whose product is annotated as calbindin-32. The coding region runs from base 394 to 1350 and encodes 318 amino acids. The transcript has 12 exons. Gene Ontology annotation, cellular component: nucleus; cytosol; synapse. The record is from RefSeq and is a predicted model, not a curated record. Lineage: Eukaryota; Metazoa; Arthropoda; Insecta; Diptera; Syrphidae. Gene Ontology annotation, biological process: regulation of long-term synaptic potentiation; regulation of presynaptic cytosolic calcium ion concentration. Gene Ontology annotation, molecular function: calcium ion binding.